Molecule: messenger RNA, 588 nt
Organism: Impatiens glandulifera
Lineage: Eukaryota; Viridiplantae; Streptophyta; Magnoliopsida; Ericales; Balsaminaceae
Exons: 3
Coding region: 59-295 (78 amino acids)
Source: RefSeq, a predicted model, not a curated record
AGCAGAGACCUGGAAAAAACUCAAAAUUCUUCGUUGUUUAGUGUGGAGAGAAAGAGAGAUGGGAGGAUGUUCAUCUUGCUUCGGAGGCAGUAAUCAGAAGAAGGAAGAAGAAGAUCGUUUAGAAUCACAAGUGGCUCGAACUAAAGCCGCCGAAGCCGCCGAGAAAAGGCAAGAAGAAUUCAAUAAAUCUGCUGCUGGAAGAGCUGCACAUGCCCAGAUAGCAGCAGUAGCAGCUGCCAAGCAAUCUGCAAACGCCUAUAAAGGCGAACCAGCUCUAAAGUGGCAAAUGGGAUGACAGGUUUCUCUUCCAUAUGUAAAGGUGUACUCUUGGUGUGAUAAACUGGAGAAAUCGAAUCAUUUUCUGUUCAAAACCUUAGCAAAGUGCAAAAUAGGAAUUGAAUAUAAACACAAGUUGUUUUUAUACAUAUCCAAUGUUGUUGUAACAAAGAAAGAAGAAAAUAGUUGUGAAUGUCUUAAACACAUCUCUGAUCUGAAGUUUUUAUUUCCUUGUCUGUUUCAUUCAAAGCAUAUGUAAACAUUGUAUAGUGAAAGAGAUUUCAUGUGAUUAUUUAACUUUCUAUUAUUCAA